UUCCAACCACCCAAGACAUAUAUUGGGAGUUCCCUUCGAAAAACACAAACGGGCAUAGAUACCCAAACAUUUAUCCGUGCUAAAGAAUACGAACGAGGUGGUUAUAAGUGGACAGAAUUGGAGAAGAAGUUAACGAGAUUGUCUGUGGGUCAGCCCCUAAAAAAGAAACAGAUCUUUGGUAGCACGAAAGCUACAUUUUAGCUACCGGGAAUUAGAAUAACCGUGUAAGAUGCUCAGGGUGCCAGAUCCUCGAACUCCUUUAUGAAUAUACUAUUCAGCUGACAAUUUCAGUUCUCUUUUAAAUCCUGAAAAAUUUAGUAUGUCAUUUCAAAAAAUUACCCGAAAACUCAUUUUCGGACAUAAUGGGCAGCACUAGUAAGCAGAAGCUUGCUAAGAAGAAUUCACAGCCACCCACAAGAAAAGUUUCUGAAAAUCUUGCGACCAACAUCUACCAGGGUUUGAACCCUCAACCUGAUGCCAGCUGCAGCUACAGUGACACAGACGGAAAGCAACAAGAGGAUGGAGCUUCAGACAAUGAGUUGGAAAUCCCCGAAAUAUGCAUUGACGGUGCCAGUGAAGAUGAGCUUUUACAGAAUGCAAAUGCCUUGACUACUGAGCAAGUGGUGAAGAGAAGGGCGAGGAGGAUGAAGCAGCUGGCUAGAUUGUACAGGAGGCAUUAUUGGGCUCUCAUGGAGGACCUCAAGUCUAAAUACAGGGAGUUUUAUAUGAAGAAUGGAAGAAGUGUGUUGAAGGUGGAAGUUGAAGAGGAGGACGAGGAAGAGAGAGAUUUUGUUGAUAGGAGUGGUGAAGCAACUGGGUCUAUUCGUAUGAGGAAGGAAAAUGGUGUAGCGAUUGUGAAGUGCUGUUUUCAGGGAUGCAAGUCCAAGCCAAUGGCUCUAUGUUCGUUUUGUCAUAAUCAUAUCCUUUCGGAUGCUCGGCAGCAGCUGUACAAGCCCUGUUCAUAUGUCAUCAAGAGCAGACAGAAUAAACCAGUUACAUGUGGAAAACCAGUGCUGAAAGCAGCUGUACCUUCUCUGUGCACAGUUCACUUCCAGAAGGCCCAGAAACAUGUUGCUUAUUCUUUACAAAGGGCAGGGCUUAAUACUUCUUCCAAAUCUGCCCCAAAAUUUCAUCAUAUUAUUUCAGAAUAUGUAAAUUAUAUUCAGAGUAAAAGAAAGGACGCUUGGAUUGCAGGACCUGUUCACAAUGCAGAUACGAAGGAUUCAACAAUUUGAAUGCAAUAAAAGAUCCUGGCAAGCAUUAGAGCUCGUGUUUUUGUCUCCUUUUUACUUGAAAGAUUGAGCAGUUUGAUUCCAAAAUUUUUAGCUUGAGUGCAAAUAAUCAAUCUAGGAGUUGUACAGAGUAACUAACAUAUGAUGGAGCUUUGGAAGCUAUCAUUUUGGACAUCCAUGUAAGCAUUUCAGAAAAACAGAUCAUGUUUACAAGAUGUUAAUUACACUUCUUUGAAGAAUAUGAACAUUGGAGAUUUCAGCUUCCCAAAUGCUCUGAUGUAAUUCCAGAGGAUUCAACUUAUCAGUUACCCUAAUAAGGAUUGUAUUCUAUGCAGUAUGUCUGCAAAUUAUCUUUUGAAGUAGGUUCUUUACCAAAUACCGUAUUUUUGUAAUGUAUCAUUUAUCUUGUUGAUUGUUUAUUUGGUGUUUGUGAA
Messenger RNA from Cryptomeria japonica (Japanese cedar), 1666 nucleotides. RefSeq lists its product as uncharacterized. The coding region runs from base 363 to 1235 and encodes 290 amino acids. Lineage: Eukaryota; Viridiplantae; Streptophyta; Pinopsida; Cupressales; Cupressaceae. Gene Ontology annotation, cellular component: NSL complex. The record is from RefSeq and is a predicted model, not a curated record. The transcript has 2 exons.